This is a messenger RNA of Eucalyptus grandis, 1276 nucleotides long. RefSeq lists its product as uncharacterized. The coding region runs from base 301 to 897 and encodes 198 amino acids. The transcript has 7 exons. Lineage: Eukaryota; Viridiplantae; Streptophyta; Magnoliopsida; Myrtales; Myrtaceae. The record is from RefSeq and is a predicted model, not a curated record.
UCUCAACCGCUGUUCGCGCGCUUCGCUCCCUCCUUCACCCACCCUAGGCCCUAGCCCUUUACCCCUCCCCAUUACUUCGUCUCAGUAAUUGCGAACACCAGUCAUCGCAGCCGUCGUCGCUUCAGCUCGCCGUCCGCCGUCCGUCGCCCGUCGCCGUCGCCGUCGCCGUCGCCGUCGCCGUCUUCGACUGCGCGCCGGCUCCAUCGAGCUGAGGAUAGGGUUUCCGUGCCGCUCCCCGGGGGAAUUCGCCGCGAGCGGCGAUCGAAGCCGCGCCGUUGAUGAUCGGCGAUCGAGAGAAGAAUGGAGGCGGCGGUAAGAAAAUUCCAGCAGAAGUUCAAGAAAGUCCGGGAGGAGAUGGAUCGUUGGGGGGAGCUUCAACUUCGUCUAGUCUCCCAGUUCAGGAACGCCUCUUCGAUUAUGGACAGAUUACAGGUGAUUCGAGAUGGUAAGAACUACGGUCCCCUGAAAGCUGUUGAUGGCAUUGGUGAAGCUGUUUGGACUAAGCAGGUGGAGUCAUUGGAAAACAUUAUGCUUUCAAUGAGGAAGACCAUGGAGGAGUUUCAUGGUGUUGUCAUGUCUCUUGAAAAGAUCCAUCGAGACAGCAAGCAACUAGUUAAAGGGGGAUCCGGCCAGCCCAGUGUCAAGUAUCUGCAGCAGCAAGUGGGAGUAAAACCAUGUCUUCAAGAUUGCUUGGAUGGGCUUAUGAUUCUCUAUGAGAUGCACCGCUCAGAGUAUUUUCUGAAAUCCUCAGUUGUAUCAGCACUUUCAACUCUAGCCUUGAAACCAAGUGCGAGUGACCUGCAUGCACUACAGCAACUUUUGGUUGAUCAGCCUAACAUUCCCAAAGAGGAAGUGCAAUUCAUCUAUGACAUCAUAUUUGCCGAAGAAAUCUGCUGAUGCCCAAUAUGAUGCAGUCACAUGCUGGAUAUCCAUGGGUUCGAGCAGUUCCCUCGUGGAAUUUUCCCUUCGGGAUUCCAGGAAAAGAUGGGUUUAUUGAGGUUCUUCCUUCAACCCAUUUGACUACCUGAAGGAGCACUUGGCUUAGUUCUAAUUUCUUGAAGCCUCCCAUGAAAGCCAGCACGUGGAAGAUGAUGUUUCGGGGUUCAAUUUUGUACCGACAUAUGUCCGUCUUGUGUUCCAGGAGGAUUCUUGAAUUCGCAAUACACAGAUAUCACCAAGUUUUGAGAUUGCAUAUGCACAGUGCUUGCAUUCCCAGGACAUGGUGUAGCUCAUUAAUUGUCGGGAUGGCUUAUCGCCAUAGAACUUUAGGGCUCUC